Messenger RNA from Closterium sp. NIES-65, 1497 nucleotides. The record is from the annotation of a GenBank genome assembly. NCBI's taxonomy places the organism in Eukaryota, Viridiplantae, Streptophyta, Zygnematophyceae, Desmidiales, Closteriaceae.
AUGACCUCCAGCUGUUCCUCUAGUGGGAUAGGGAAGACGGCCUCUCUCUGUUCCACCUCACCUCUAGUGCCUCCCCUGCCCCGCCUACUACUGCUGACAGCACUGUUCGCUCACGUUGCACGCUACUCUUCCCCUGCCACUGCUGCACUGAGCCGCCUCAUGCUACCGUACCUCUUCCCUGACCUUGCUGCCUUUCCCACAGUCGCUGACCUCAUUACGCACCUCCGCACUAGUGACACUCGCUACCGCGCUGCGCUUCCUGCUGAGUUCUGCGCCAAGAACCCCCCCCCCCCCCCCCCCUCCAUGUACAUCAUUCUCUACUACAUAGUCACCCGGCUCCCUGACUCUCUUCACAUAGUCAGGGACCACUUCCUCGAUGUUUGCCCCACCACUCUCAUCGCUGACCUCCUCGAGAAGGCCCUCCUAGCGAUAGAGAAGAGCAUAGUCGCUGUAGGAGCCUCUCGUGGUGACCCUUGCACCCCCGUCUUUGAGGGGUAUUCUCCCUCCCCCCUCUUGUCCUCUGUUGCCUCUGUUGCUGCGACCGACCACGUUGGUUUCAAGUCGGUCGGCACUGCGUCUGCCCCGAGCAGGAAACGCCGCACCUGCAGGGGCAAAGGGGGCAAGGGCACUGGAGGGGCUGGAGGGGGCGGUGGAGGUGGUGGUGGAGGCAGUGGAGGGAGUGGGGGUGGUGGUGGGAGUGGUGCCGGGGGUGGCGGCGGCGGCGGUAGCAAUGGAGGAGGCGGAGGCGGUGGAGAUGGAGGAGGGAGCGGAGACGGCGGAGGUGGCAGAGGAGGCGGAGGUGGAGGAGGCGGCGGAGGCGGCGGCGGCUGCGGUGGUGGAGCGGGUCACGACUCUGCGCAGAGGAGUGGCUCAGGUGGUGGUCCGCGCCAGCAGCAGCGGAGUGGUGUGACCCAGUCCCCUCAGCAGCUUUGUAAAUGGUACACUGCGCGUCAGCGCGGUGGGGGUUUUGGUCCCUGCGUUUACGUCCUCCGUACUGGCGACCGAACUGGAGAGCAGUGCGGAGGCCCGCACUCCACCCAGUGCUGCUUUGGUCGCCUGACGGACGCGUGGCGUCGCCAGUUCCCUGAGGCAUCAGAGAUCCCUCGCUGGGGAGAUCUGACUAAGGCCGGGGUUGCUAUCUUUGAUCUUGACUUUGAUGCUAUUCUUGCUGCCAUGUAUGCUGUUGAGACUAGUGUUGCGGGUGACCGUUACCUGUGUGUACCGCCUGACCCGGGCAUUGAGGCCGCUGCUCUAGGUGCUGGUGAGGCUGCUGCUCUAGGUGCUAGUGCGUCUGCUACCUCAGGUGCUCGUGAGUCUGCUCUCUCAGGUACUACGUUGGCUGAGGCCUUACACACCUUCACCCUUGACUCGGGUGCGUCCCGCUCCUUCUUUCAAGACCGCACCACUCUUACGCCGCUCAGUCGGCCGGUUGCAGUCUCCCUGGCGGACCCCUCUGGGGGUCCUGUCCUUGCUAGCUUCUCCACUAUCUUACCGUGA